Molecule: messenger RNA, 1431 nt
Organism: Cetraspora pellucida
Lineage: Eukaryota; Fungi; Glomeromycota; Glomeromycetes; Diversisporales; Gigasporaceae
Source: the annotation of a GenBank genome assembly
AUGUCGAUUGAAGAAAAACGCGAAAAUGAAUCAAUUGAAUCAUAUGAACUAGAAAAUGAAAAUUACAAGAUGUUGGAGAAAAGAAUUGUUAGAAAAUGUGAUAUUUAUUUGCUUCCAAUAUUGGCUAUAACAUACUUGCUUGGAGUUGUCGAUCUUUCAAAUAUAGGAAAUGCCAUCGUAGCUGGCUUCGACUACAAUUACCUUAAGACCACUCCAUUUUUGUUUACUCUUGCAAUAUCAGCUCAUUUCCUCAGUUAUAUAAUCUUUGAAAUCCCUUCAAACUGGGUGACAAGAAUUUUAGGGUUCCAUAUUUGGAUGCCAAUUCUAAUGGUGUGUUGGGCUGCAAUGUCUAUGUGUCAAGCUGCAUGUACAACCGCGAUUCAGCUAGGCAUUGUUAGAUUUUUAUUAGGAACAUUUGAAGCAGCGUAUUCGCCAUCUAUAGUGGGAUAUGUUGGUUUAUUUUAUUCGAAAAAAGAAGUAACCUUAAGAUAUUCCAUCUUUAUAUCUUCGAUCACUAUUGGUGGUGCUUUCAGUGGAUUAGCCUCAUAUUUCAUAGUCCAAAUAUCAGGGACGUCAUUAAGUGGUUUUCAAUGGUUAUUCAUAAUUGAAAAUAUUCCAACUAUCCUUUUGGCCUUAAUUAUUGCCCUAUUUUUGACUCGUGAUCCCGGGAACGCCCGUUUCCUUACACCUGAGGAACGUGAAUUCGCUGUUGAACGAUUAAAACCAGAAGGAGGUCCAAAUCAAAUUGAUCGUAGCAUUGCCAAAGCUCAAAUAAAACUUGUCUUCACUGAUUUCCUAACCUACAUUCAUAUAUUAUUGCUUUUAGUUACUUCAAUUCCAGCUAAUGCUCUUAAUAUUUACCUUCCUACUUUAAUUUAUCAACUUGGUUUUGAUAAUGUUCAGGCUCAAAUAAUGGUUAUACCACCACUUCUUGCUUCAACUGUAUUUAUGAUAAUUAAUUCUUGGACAUCUGAUAAGUACCAGACAAGAACUUGGAAUAUAUUAGUUUGUUAUUUUUUAUCCAUCAUUGGAUUGACAGGAAUGAUAGCAACGAAAGCCAAUGUUCCUAUUGGUCAAUACAAGCGAAACACGAUGACCGCUGUAAUAUUACUUUUUCCUAACAUUGGAGGAAUCAUCGGGAUUUUAAUAUUCCCAGUUACUGAUGCUCCCUCAUUUUUUAUGGGAAAUACCGUGUGCUUAGUUUCAACUCUCUUUGGAGUUAUGAUUACUAUCGGGCUGAAAUUUUACUUUGAAUCAAUAAAUAAGAAACGUGAUAUGGCUAUAUUAGCUAAUCAUAAUUAUAAGUUAAAUGAUAGUGAUUUGAAGAACAGUAAGAAGAUUAGAAAUAUUGCUAUGAAAUUAGUAGAAAACGAACCAAUUUUUGAUGAAGUGUUGUGUGAUAGACACCCUAAUUGGAGAUAUAUGACCUAA